AAGGGGUUAUGGUAUAAGAUUUGCCCUAUUACCUGGCUUCCUCAUGUAUCGAGUUCCAGAAACUUUCCCUGCUGUUUGGGCUCACCUGGCUGUUUGGGGGUUUAUCCUUCUGACAUUGUAAACGAAAGGAAAGUUGAAGUAAAAUUAUAAACACAGUCACGGAAUUUUGGGGCUUCUUAUAGCCAUUGAGAAUGUUUGACUUUUCAUCAUUACAAGAUGAACUAGUGACAACCAAAGAAAAUCUCAACACUUUUGCUAGAAAAUAGCAGAUUAGAAAGGGUGACCCUUCCUCAUGCUCUGGCUUAUGAGCCCUGUUUGGAUAUCGCUGCUGUACAAAGUGAAAAAUUUUGCCGUAAUUUACCUCGUAGAUAUCACAGAAGUACCAGACUUCAAUAAAAUGUACGAACUGUAUGAUCCCUGUACAGUCAUGUUCUUUUUCAGAAACAAGCACAUAAUGAUUGAUUUAGGCACAGGUAACAACAACAAAAUUAACUGGGCAAUGGAAGACAAACAAGAGAUGAUUGACAUCAUAGAAACAGUUUAUCGAGGAGCUCGUAAAGGUAGAGGUCUCGUUGUGUCACCCAAAGACUACUCAACCAAAUACAGAUAUUGACUUCGGCUACUAUUUUCAAGUCAUAUUUCUUGGAAAUGUCUUAAAACCAGACUUAACAUAGGAAAUUCUUCGGUGGUAACAUUUCAUGUGAAUAUAUUGAAUUGAGUAAAUAUGUUACCAGAUUUUCAUUGGAAAAUGCCAUUGAUUUUGGAAAUAAAGUUACAUUUUCUUUCGAAUAAAGAACUUAAAAAUG
This is a messenger RNA of Ahaetulla prasina, 806 nucleotides long. It is a transcript of the gene TXNL4A, whose product is annotated as thioredoxin like 4A. The transcript has 5 exons. Gene Ontology annotation, cellular component: U5 snRNP; U4/U6 x U5 tri-snRNP complex; spliceosomal complex. The record is from RefSeq and is a predicted model, not a curated record. NCBI's taxonomy places the organism in Eukaryota, Metazoa, Chordata, Lepidosauria, Squamata, Colubridae. Bases 293 to 613 code for a protein of 106 amino acids. Gene Ontology annotation, biological process: mRNA splicing, via spliceosome.